AUGCCCCAAGCGCAGCCUGAGCUCAAGAAGUAUCUUGACAAGCGCGUCGAAGUACAGUUGAAUGGCUCCCGCAAAGUGAUGGGCACACUGCGCGGCUACGAUGUAUUUCUAAAUAUCGUCCUGGAUGAGGCAACAGAGUCGAAACCGAACAACGAGAAAGUCCGCCUCGGCAUGUGCGUCAUUCGUGGGAACUCGGUCGUGAUGAUGGAGGCAUUGGACAGAAUUGGCGGGGAGGACCGAGGACCGCGAUGAGCCUGAAUGUAGGCAGGACUUCUUGGAACGCAAAAUGCGAUGAGAGGAUUUCCAGGAUCCGCAGCAAGGCUAUUGGUCAUUUGCAGGACAUGACGGAAGGCUACAAUGUCGACCCGGUUGCGCGGAGACCUAUGGCACGGUAGUGUGCUUGCGGCGUAAGAUGGCGCGUGAUAGGCGUGCGGAACUCUGCGGAA
Messenger RNA from Baudoinia panamericana UAMH 10762, 446 nucleotides. RefSeq lists its product as uncharacterized. The record is from RefSeq and is a predicted model, not a curated record. The transcript is spliced from 3 exons. The coding region runs from base 1 to 252 and encodes 83 amino acids. NCBI's taxonomy places the organism in Eukaryota, Fungi, Ascomycota, Dothideomycetes, Mycosphaerellales, Teratosphaeriaceae. Gene Ontology annotation, biological process: spliceosomal snRNP assembly; mRNA splicing, via spliceosome. Gene Ontology annotation, cellular component: U2-type prespliceosome; U4 snRNP; precatalytic spliceosome. Gene Ontology annotation, molecular function: RNA binding.